This is a messenger RNA of Pyrenophora tritici-repentis Pt-1C-BFP, 1080 nucleotides long. The record is from RefSeq and is a predicted model, not a curated record. NCBI's taxonomy places the organism in Eukaryota, Fungi, Ascomycota, Dothideomycetes, Pleosporales, Pleosporaceae.
AUGAAGCGACCCUUCGUUGCACUGCUGUUGCUGACUGCCGUGAUUCACGCCCGGGUCGCUCUUCCCUCUGAGACGUCGCUCGAAAACGUCACUCGCAACCUCGGAUUCAACAUCAAUAGGGUUGACGAAGCCUCCUUCGUCCACACAAACGCCGAAAUUUCCAAGUUUGAAAAGUCCGUAGAGAUUGGCAGGACCCUGUCCUCAGCUUCCAAGACAAAGGAUAGUGUAGCGAGAUGGUUCUUCAGGAACUCCCCAAACUUUGCCGAUACCUGCCAGAGUCCGUUUGAUGGAGAUGGCCGCGAGGAAUUGAAGAAGUGGGGCUUCGACGAUAGGGAUGAGCUGAGCAAGGGUGUUGAAAAGGAGUGCGACUUCGACAACUACCAUCAUAUCAAGAGCGCUUUCGAAGAGCUUGGACUGGAUACAAAGGCGGCCAAAGAUGGGGCCAGUUACGAGUUCGCAGUCAACCCCGACGGCAUGGUAGCACUGAUGAAUAUCAUGAGCAUGUCCUACUGCGCCGAAAAGUUCACCUGGAAGCGGAAGCCCAAACCCGAUGAGCUGCCUCACAUUGGAACGCCUUCGGAUAUAGCAUGGGCCACCUGGAAUCGAGUCGGCGCGAACGUCGCAGGUAUCAAGUACCUCAUCGUCACCCAGGUCAUAAAUUCGGAUUCUCGGGAGAUCUUCAAAAGCGCGCUCAGGACACUGAGUCCACCGCAGAGCGAGUUCAAACUUUGGCCGGGACAUGAAUUCUCGAUGGAUGAUAACGCUGGUCUUGCGAUCCUAGUCGGCCGAUGGGCCGGAUAUUUCCUCGUGCAACACAAGGAUAAGCUUGGUGGCAACAGGUUCAUCUCCAAAGUCAGGGUCUUCUUGCCACCGGGCGCCUCCAUGCCAUAUCUCGUCUUCUAUGUGGACCCGACGCCUGCGCAACACGCUAUAGCAGAAGAUAUGGUAGCUCGCAAACCAGAAGCGGAAGAGCUUGCCGUGACCGGAAGAGCAGACAGCAUGGCCUCAACGCGAACUGUGAAAAAGAGCGAUGACGGCAGAAAUGUUGUGAGGGAGCAUGUUGUACGAGACAAGUUCUAG